This is a messenger RNA of Lytechinus variegatus (green sea urchin), 1810 nucleotides long. RefSeq names its product monocarboxylate transporter 1-like. The record is from RefSeq and is a predicted model, not a curated record. The coding region runs from base 156 to 1697 and encodes 513 amino acids. Gene Ontology annotation, molecular function: monocarboxylic acid transmembrane transporter activity. Lineage: Eukaryota; Metazoa; Echinodermata; Echinoidea; Temnopleuroida; Toxopneustidae. Gene Ontology annotation, biological process: transmembrane transport. The transcript is spliced from 5 exons.
AAUUGUAUACACUCAUCAUGAUCAUGAUCUUGAUUUAGGCUGUGCGCCCAAGCAGUUAAUAUGCAGCUCGCACAAAGUUGUUGGUGUACAUGCAUGGUCUAGGGACGAAAGGUAGAGAAUUACAUUAGCUACGCGGUUGCAUAAAAACAACAGGAAUGGAGGAAUCCAACCGUUACAAUACCCCUAUCACUAACUGGAAGUGGGGUUACGCUAUCUUACUCUCCAAGUUCGUGAUCAAUAUGUGGUGUGGCAUCCCCAAAUCCUUUGGUGUUAUCCUCCCUGAGAUGGUUGAUAGAUUCAGCGCGAAUUACGCCACUUUAGGAUUCAUCUGUAGUAUUCCUGGUACAAUCACGCACUUUUUAGGUCCCUUUACUUCCUUGUUGCUUGAGAGGGUCGAUCAUCGUGUUGCUGCUAUGUCAGGAGCGGUAAUAAUAGCAGUGUGUCUAAUAUCAUGUGGCUUCACUUACAACCUCACUGUUUUCGGUAUCCUUCUUGGACUUACAGGUGUGAGAUCCUUUGUAUAUUUCCCGAUCACGCUCCUGUUGAACAAAUAUUUCAAGGAAAACUAUGUUUUGGCCAAUACCCUAGCAUCAUUCGGUAUAACAACGGGGAUAAUGUUCUUACCUAUCAUUACUGAACGAUCGCUGGAAGCUUACGGUUAUCAAGGGGUGUUUCUGAUACUUGGGGGAAUCAUGCUUCAUUUGGUGGCAGCGGCAGCCGUUAUUCGGAAACCGAUAUACAAUACUAGAGACCAUAUCACUGAGCAGGUUUCUUCUGACAUGUCUGAUACAGAUGCAUCUAAGGUUUGCUAUCAUGAACUUUGUGACGGUGAGAAAUGCAGCCUAAAGAUUGAAGGAAGUCAACAAGAUAAAAGGACGAUAGGUGAAUCAAGAAAGGAUGCAACUGAGAUUGAUGAACAAGAGGGAUUAUUAUCAUAUGACGAUGGAGAUAUUCACCGAAAUCCGCAGCAACAUAGUGGAAGCAAUCCUGAAGUGCCUGAAGAGCAGCACAACAGGUUGACCACUGAUGAUCAUCAUGGUGAUGGUUCUCAGGAUACAUUCUGCUGGCUAUUAAUAUCACGCUGUAAACUCUUCCUGGCCAAUGAAGCACUUUUCUUGAUAUGUAUCCCAUCGUUCUUCUUUUAUGUUUAUGCUUUCGAAGCUUGGGUAUUGUUCCUGGUGCCUCACGCAGAAGACCUCGGAAUCAGUUCAUCCAGGGCCGUUUUUCUGUCUUCAAUUGGUGGUGUCGGCGGAUUAAUUGGCAGAUUGAUUGUAGUCGUUUUACUCGUUAGAAAAAUCGACAUGAUCAAAAUUUAUAUCAUAGUCGGUUUUAUAACCAGUUUGACAUUUUUCUUGGAUUUUAUCGAUGAAUCAUUUCUUGUUCGUUCAAUCUGGGCAUUCAUUCAGGGAGUCUGCUUUUUCAUACAGGACACGUGCGAUGCAACUUAUCUGAAAUUCGUUUUGAGAGAUGAAAGCAACUUCAGUUUCGCACUUGGGCUGAUACUGCUAGCUCAUUGUUUUGGCAGUACCUUUUCCGGAGUUUUCACAGGCACCUUACUGGAUUUCACCCAGUCCUACACCAAAGUCUUCAUGAUAACUGGAAUCAGUAGCGCAUGUUUCACCGUCAAUGUAACAGUCAUAUAUCUACUCUUAAAAAGGAGAUCUGCUUCAGAGUCAGUUUUUAUCAAAUCUGCGUAAUUCUUCCAAGGAUUAACGAGCUGAGGGCAGGCUGUUCCUCUGCUUACAGGGAUUCCCUUCUUUCUGACUCAAUCUCUUACAUCUGCAUCUUCCGGCCGGGAAAGAUUAUCUCA